CGUUAGUUCUUUUUCUUCAACGUUUCAUACGUUUUUCAUUCGAUCGAUUUCUAAGUACCUACCUUGUCUUAUUAGAUAUCAGUUUCCCAGAACCUAAAGCUGUGUCAAAGACGAUAUUACCUUUCUCAUUGUUAAAGAUGACGUCAGAGGUGAACGAGUGGUACAAAGGUCGGAAGGUGCUGGUGACAGGCGCUUCCGGUCUGAUGGGGAAGGUGCUGAUCGAGAAGAUGCUUUACAGCGUCCCUGAUAUAGGCUGUAUCUUCGCUUUAGUCAGAUCGAAGCGAGGCAAGUCACCUGAAGCAAGAAUUGAAGAUAUGUGGAAAUUGCCCUUAUUCUCAAGAAUAAGGGAAGAAAAGCCUCACAUGAUGAAGAAGUUGAUACCAGUGACUGGAGAUAUAUCGCAUGAUAAACUUGGCAUCGAUCCUGAGAGACUACAGCAGAUUUAUGACGAGGUUUCAAUAGUGUUCCACUUCGCCGCAAGCCUUCGUCUCGAGGCGCCGCUCAAGGAAGGUCUCGAGAUGAACACACGAGGAACUCAAAGGGUCAUAGAAGUUUCGAGAAAUAUUAAGAAUCUGGUUUCUCUCGUUCACUUGUCUACGGCUUUCUGUUAUCCUGAUUAUGAAAGGAUGGCCGAAAAAGUUCACGAUCCACCUGCCAACCCCCACGAAGUCUUGCGAGCUGCGAGCUGGCUCUCUGAUGACCAGCUGAACCUUCUGGCUCCAUCCCUGAUGCAGAAGCACCCCAACUCGUAUACCUACUCUAAGCGUCUUGCCGAGGCUCUCGUGAGAGAGUGCUAUCCAGAACUACCAGCAGUUGUAGUUCGACCCAGUAUAGUGACGCCAGCCUUCAAGGAACCAAAACCUGGAUGGGUGGACAACCUCAAUGGUCCGAUAGGUCUUAUGAUCGGCGCUGGAAAGGGUGUCAUCAGAUCUAUGCACUGCUACGGACAUUAUCACGCAGAAGUGAUUCCUGUGGAUAAUGCUAUAAAUGCUAUUAUUGUAGUGCCCUACUUUCUCAACACUCAGAUUGAAAGACAGCCAGAUAUCCCAGUUUUCAAUCUAACGACAGGCGAUGACAGAAACACAACGUGGAAGGAAGUCCUGGAUAUCGGGAAGGCCACUGUGCGGAAGUACCCUUUCGAAGGUCCCUUGUGGUACCCGAACGGAAACAUCAGACACAACAGGUUGAUACACGAGCUCUGCGUCUUCUUCUAUCACAUCCUGCCCGCCUACUUCAUUGAUUUCUUAAUGCUCUUAUUUGGACAGAAGAGAUUCAUGGUGCGCAUACAAAAUAGAAUCUCAGUCGGUCUACAAGUACUUCAAUACUUCACAACACGCGAAUGGUGGUUCGACACGCAUAACUUCAAGAAUCUAGCGAAAAGACUCAAUUCUGUGGACGUAGAGACGUUCCCGAUGGAUUUGACUGUCAUCGAGAUAGGCUCCUACAUUGAGAGUUGUAUGAUCGGGGGAAAGUUGUAUUGUCUCAAGGAAAAGCUGGAGGACUUACCUAAAGCCAAGUUGCAGAAUAAUAUAUUGUUCGUGGUGGACUUAAUCGUGUCUGUACUAUUCUACCUACUGGUGUUGUACUGGCUGGUUCUGUACAUAGAACCAAUACGAGAUGUACUCAGUUACGGUGGCCCGUUCGUGAGAUACCUACCAUUUGUUGGAGGCGCAGUUUUCUCUAAUUAAAUAAUGUCUGGGAUAUAAUCGUACUGGCUCAUACGGUGUAAAAUGUUUUUUUAAAUAUAUAUUAGAGGGAGCAAACGGGCAAGAGGCUUACGUCAUAGGAAGUGGGGAACUGGGGUCGAGGGAUGGCGGCCUUUUAGUUGGGAGCCUCUAAUCGGAAGUCCCUAAGGCUGAGAACUAAAGAGCGAGACUUUACUUACGUAAAAUUUAACAGAGUGUAAACUUAGCAUAAUCUUUGAUUUCGUUUUCUACUUAGUCAUUUUGCAAGCUGAAAUUAUGUUUGGCUUAAGCUAAGGCAGUCCAAUGCAAUAGUCGUGUUCGAGUAUUAUCAUUCUCAGUAAGGUUUUAUGUAAGUAAAGUCUGAGCAAAAUCUGAAAAAAGUUAGCCAAAGUAGUAUGUGUUAGCAAUCAGCUUUUACGCGGGAAUUCACACUACUCUCUGCCAAAAACAAGUGUUCAAUGUAAGGAAAUACACAGAAUGUAAACCCGGAACCUAUCUUAAGUUGUGUGUGCAUUCAUUAAAAUUCUACCUUUUAAAACUUACUGUAAUAACCUUAUUAUAUUUAUUUUUAGUGGGUCGCUAACGUCUUUUAAUAUAAUAUGUUUGUCUGAUUAAAUAUAUUUGCUCAAUAGAAAAAAAUAUCAAACCUUUUUUGUCUCUUACUACUAAAUACGAAUUAUUUUAGGCUGAUAGUCUUGUUCUGUAUUGUACUAAAACAUCAAUUAAGGCGAAGAGUAAGGAGAAAACACGCAAACAUGGUGUUUUAAGACAAGUUUUGUGGUGAAAGUAUAGCAUUUCGAGUUAUGAACACUACUUAAUCCUGUUACACAUAACCUUAAGUCUUAUUUGUAGGUUGCUAAUGCUUGCUGUUGGUUAUAGUUAACACUGCCGAGCCUUUAUGAACUACCUACCACUUUUCUUUGAAGUUAAACAAUUUUUUUUGUCAUGGCGUGAUGCAUUAUUUUGGUACUUCUCUCAUAAAAGUUAUUCUUAUAGGUUGUACUCUUUUGUGUAGGUUCAUUUAUUCAGAUUAGUAGUGUAUAACGAGGAUUGUAAGCAUAUAAACAGUUUUCCACCCAAGAAUUUUGAAAAUAUUGGCUUUGUUACAUAGAUGGCGGGCCGGCAGCCGUGAACUCAUAUCGCUCAAGGUCGCUGGCAUUUAGUGUCGCCUUAAUAUAAACUGAUACUUUUGACCUUGCUCAUCAAAUGACACCACUCAAGAUCCGUCCCGGGUUUUUUUUUAUAAAAUAUUCUAACGAAAUAAUGUUUAUUAUCAUAAAGGUACAUAACAAGCAAGAAGUUUACUACAAAAAAUUUAUUCUUGUGUUCAGUACGUCCACAUUGAUCUAACACUAACGUUACGUUCGUAACAACUUCAUUUUAUCUUCCACUUAUCUAAUUUUCGUAUCUUGUAGAUACAAAUUAUAAUUACCUACUUAUAAGUUAAUGAAAUUCGGAUGAGAACCCGGCCUGUACACUGCUCGGCUUUAAACUUGUCGGUUUUUAGAUUCCGUCCGAAGUGUACCGAAGUACCCAACUACACUAUUUACUUUCCGCUUCCCGAGCAGUGUAGAGGCCGUGUUAGGGACUACGCGCACUUAUUCAGCUCCAUUCGCGUUUCGCUGAACGAUUUUGGUCACACUUAUACAGCUCUGCUUCUAUCAGCCGCGUACGGAACUUUAAAUCACGUCUGCACUCUUCAAUCUUUGCGUUCCUAAUUAUUACGUCAAAUCAAUGCAGGAACAAUACGCAACUUGUCGACCAGGAGUCGCGAACCAUCCCUGUAAAGAGCUGUUCCGCCGCAUUCGGCGGCGAACAGCGCUGUACGCGAAAGCAGAAUGGACGCGGAAAGCUGAAUCGACGCGUACACGUCUCUAUACAAAAUUGUUGUUUUCUAUGGACAAAAGCUGAAAAGAGCUGAAUAAGUGCGCGUAGUCCCUCCCUUAAAGUGAAAUCUCCGAAACUAUAAUAUUAUUAUUAUUGCUAAGUAUUUUCAUGUAAUGGUGAAUUUUAACGGCUUUAAUAACAUAUUAAUGUAAGUAUGUGGUUGGUGCUACUAUUUAACAUUAUUUUUAUAUACCUACAGUUAUACAAGUUUUACAAGUAAUAUUAAUGUGUUUGUAUGGCGUCCAAAAUAUAAGGAAUAAAUCUAAUAGAAAUAAAAAAUCUUAUUUCUGAUUCCUCAUCCUUGAAUCGUAAUAAUGUAUUUAAAUUUUAUGAAAUAUAAACAUUUUUGAUCCAUCAAUACAGAUAAAAAUAAUUAAUUUAGAAUCAAAAAGAUGCAGGUAUCUUUUACAGCAUUUUUCAAUAGAUGUAACAUUAACGUAUGAAAUGUAACCAGUUAUAAUGUGAGUUAUUAUGAUGGCUCUGUCAUAGACAUUUAUACAUAUAAGUUCAGAUAUUAUGUAGCUCGAAAAGGUUUAUUAACUGUGAUUAAUAUAUACAUAUAUAUUAUAAUCAAAGCAAAUUGGGUUUGAUACAUCAUGAAUAGUGAUAUCUCACGAUGUAGCCAAAUUCUUAAAAAUAUUUUUUUUAUUCUUA
Molecule: messenger RNA, 4226 nt
Organism: Leptidea sinapis
Lineage: Eukaryota; Metazoa; Arthropoda; Insecta; Lepidoptera; Pieridae
Product: putative fatty acyl-CoA reductase CG5065
Exons: 9
Coding region: 138-1688 (516 amino acids)
Biological process (GO): long-chain fatty-acyl-CoA metabolic process
Cellular component (GO): peroxisome
Molecular function (GO): alcohol-forming very long-chain fatty acyl-CoA reductase (NADP+) activity
Source: RefSeq, a predicted model, not a curated record